Messenger RNA from Dujonia railenensis, 675 nucleotides. NCBI's taxonomy places the organism in Eukaryota, Fungi, Ascomycota, Pichiomycetes, Serinales, Debaryomycetaceae. The record is from the annotation of a GenBank genome assembly.
AUGUCUUCAAUCAAAAAAAUUAUUGAUUCCGACCAGCCUGUUGAUGAUCAUGCCAACUAUGGUUCUCGCACCGCCUCGGGAAAUGCAAGAUUAUUCAAUUGUAAGCAAUGUAACAGGGCAUUCACCAGAGAGGAACACCUCACAAGGCACACAUUACUGACACACAACAAAUUAAAACCCUUUGUAUGUGGGAUAUGCCAUAGGCCAUUUCUGAGAAGAGAUUUGUUGUUGAGGCAUGCGAAAAACUUGCAUCAGGGCUCUGAGAGAGCCGUUAGCAGAAUACGAAAACUGUAUAAGCGAAGCGCGAGGGAAGACCAAAGAAUUGGUGCUGGGGACGAUGAAAACGAUGCAGAUAAUGAGUCCGAGCAACUGCCACCAGGAUUGCAUCCACAAUUGCACCACCAACUUCCUUUAGUGCAGCAAGUUCAAGGUCCCGACGAAGAAGACGAUGAACAAAGGCUGAUGCUGCUGCUGCUGUCCAUGCUGCACCAUCUGCAGCUGGAAAUACCCAUGCAGCAGCUGCAAUACAAGCAUAUACCGCAGAGUGGAGCUGGCCAUGUUCAAGGAGAACAAAUCGAUGGUAUACGACUUCAAGAGGGCCAAAUAAUGGCACAAGGUUACGACACACCAGAGAAAAAGAGAAUGAAAAUGAGUGUAAACAUGUUGGUUAGCUAA